AUGAGUCUGGGUCUCGGUGACGAUGAAGAAUGCGAGACUCUGCAGGCGGCAUUGGCCUUCAUCGACGAGUACGGGAACGACCUGUUCAGCGACGAGAGCUCGUCAAGCUCCCGUGAAUCCCAUACUACCAAGCACAUCAGCAACAAUGUCACGCGGCAUUCAAAGCAGACCAACAGAAUUUCUCGCAAUACCGCCGGGACAACUAGUUUACCACGUCCGCGAACCAAAUAG
Molecule: messenger RNA, 231 nt
Organism: Phytophthora nicotianae INRA-310
Lineage: Eukaryota; Oomycota; Peronosporomycetes; Peronosporales; Peronosporaceae
Exons: 1
Coding region: 1-231 (76 amino acids)
Source: RefSeq, a predicted model, not a curated record